Homo sapiens (human) is the source of this 6968-nucleotide messenger RNA. It is a transcript of the gene CLCN2, whose product is annotated as chloride voltage-gated channel 2. Gene Ontology annotation, cellular component: dendritic spine membrane; axon initial segment; basolateral plasma membrane. The transcript has 23 exons. Lineage: Eukaryota; Metazoa; Chordata; Mammalia; Primates; Hominidae. Bases 127 to 2634 code for a protein of 835 amino acids. The record is from RefSeq and is a predicted model, not a curated record. Gene Ontology annotation, molecular function: voltage-gated chloride channel activity; voltage-gated monoatomic anion channel activity; chloride transmembrane transporter activity. Gene Ontology annotation, biological process: transmembrane transport; regulation of membrane depolarization during action potential; monoatomic anion transmembrane transport.
GCACUCUGCUCUCGGCCUCCCGGGCUGCGGGGACGGGACGGCUGCCGGCGCGGACUUUGCGGGCCGGGAGCCGAGUCCAGGACAGAGCCGGAACCGCCGAGGGAGGCGAGAGGGCAGUGCGCGGAGAUGGCGGCCGCGGCGGCGGAGGAAGGGAUGGAGCCACGGGCGCUGCAGUACGAGCAGACCCUGAUGUAUGGCCGGUACACUCAGGACCUUGGGGCCUUUGCCAAAGAGGAAGCUGCUCGGAUUCGCCUGGGAGGGCCUGAACCCUGGAAAGGUCCCCCUUCCUCUCGGGCUGCCCCAGAGCUCUUGGAAUAUGGACGGAGCCGUUGCGCCCGAUGCCGCGUCUGUUCUGUCCGCUGCCACAAGUUCCUAGUAUCCAGGGUUGGUGAAGAUUGGAUCUUCCUGGUCCUGCUGGGGCUUCUCAUGGCAUUGGUCAGCUGGGUCAUGGACUAUGCCAUUGCUGCCUGUCUGCAAGCCCAGCAGUGGAUGUCCCGGGGCUUGAACACCAGCAUCUUGCUCCAGUACCUGGCCUGGGUCACCUACCCUGUUGUCCUCAUCACUUUCUCAGCCGGAUUCACACAGAUCCUGGCCCCUCAGGCUGUCGGCUCUGGCAUCCCUGAGAUGAAGACCAUCUUGCGGGGAGUGGUGCUGAAAGAAUACCUCACACUCAAGACCUUUAUAGCUAAGGUCAUUGGGCUGACCUGCGCCCUAGGCAGCGGGAUGCCGCUUGGCAAAGAGGGCCCUUUUGUGCAUAUCGCAAGCAUGUGUGCUGCCCUUCUCAGCAAGUUCCUCUCCCUCUUUGGGGGUAUCUAUGAGAAUGAAUCCCGGAACACAGAGAUGCUGGCUGCCGCCUGUGCCGUGGGGGUGGGCUGCUGCUUCGCGGCACCUAUUGGAGGCGUCCUCUUCAGCAUCGAGGUCACCUCCACCUUCUUUGCAGUGCGGAACUACUGGCGGGGCUUCUUCGCUGCCACCUUCAGUGCCUUCAUCUUCCGGGUCUUGGCAGUCUGGAACCGGGAUGAAGAGACUAUUACAGCCCUCUUCAAAACCCGAUUCCGGCUCGACUUCCCCUUUGACCUGCAGGAGCUGCCAGCCUUUGCUGUCAUUGGUAUUGCUAGUGGCUUCGGUGGAGCCCUCUUUGUCUACCUGAACCGGAAGAUUGUCCAGGUGAUGCGGAAGCAGAAAACCAUCAAUCGCUUCCUCAUGAGGAAACGCCUGCUCUUCCCGGCUCUGGUGACCCUGCUCAUCUCCACGCUGACCUUCCCCCCUGGCUUUGGACAGUUCAUGGCUGGACAGCUCUCACAGAAAGAGACGCUGGUCACCCUGUUUGACAAUCGGACGUGGGUCCGCCAGGGCCUGGUGGAGGAGCUAGAACCACCCAGCACCUCACAGGCCUGGAACCCACCACGUGCCAACGUCUUCCUCACCCUGGUCAUCUUCAUUCUCAUGAAGUUCUGGAUGUCUGCACUGGCCACCACCAUCCCAGUUCCCUGUGGGGCCUUCAUGCCUGUCUUUGUCAUUGGAGCAGCAUUUGGGCGUCUGGUGGGUGAAAGCAUGGCUGCCUGGUUCCCAGAUGGAAUUCAUACGGACAGCAGCACCUACCGGAUUGUGCCUGGGGGCUACGCUGUGGUCGGGGCAGCUGCGCUGGCAGGAGCGGUGACACACACAGUGUCCACGGCUGUGAUCGUGUUCGAGCUCACAGGCCAGAUUGCCCACAUCCUGCCUGUCAUGAUCGCCGUCAUCCUGGCCAACGCUGUCGCCCAGAGUCUGCAGCCCUCCCUCUAUGACAGCAUCAUCCGAAUCAAGAAACUGCCCUACCUGCCUGAGCUCGGCUGGGGCCGCCACCAGCAGUACCGGGUGCGUGUGGAGGACAUCAUGGUGCGGGAUGUUCCCCAUGUGGCCCUCAGCUGCACCUUCCGGGACCUGCGUUUGGCACUGCACAGGACCAAGGGCCGAAUGCUGGCCCUAGUGGAGUCCCCUGAGUCCAUGAUUCUGCUGGGCUCCAUCGAGCGUUCACAGGUGGUGGCAUUGUUGGGGGCCCAGCUGAGCCCAGCCCGCCGGCGGCAGCACAUGCAGGAGCGCAGAGCCACCCAGACCUCUCCACUAUCUGAUCAGGAGGGUCCCCCUACCCCUGAGGCUUCUGUCUGCUUCCAGGUGAACACAGAAGACUCAGCCUUCCCAGCAGCCCGGGGGGAGACCCACAAGCCCCUAAAGCCUGCACUCAAGAGGGGGCCCAGUGUCACCAGGAACCUCGGAGAGAGUCCCACAGGGAGCGCAGAGUCGGCAGGCAUCGCCCUCCGGAGCCUCUUCUGUGGCAGUCCACCCCCUGAGGCUGCUUCGGAGAAGUUGGAAUCCUGUGAGAAGCGCAAGCUGAAGCGUGUCCGAAUCUCCCUGGCAAGUGACGCGGACCUGGAAGGCGAGAUGAGCCCUGAAGAGAUUCUGGAGUGGGAGGAGCAGCAACUAGAUGAACCUGUCAACUUCAGUGACUGCAAAAUUGAUCCUGCUCCCUUCCAGCUGGUGGAGCGGACCUCUUUGCACAAGCCUUGCCCUCGAGGGAACUCUGGACCAACGAAGCAACAAAGACAGGGAUUGAGCUGGGUGGAAGCCAGAAGGCCAGGCCAGGGUCAGAGCUAGGCGGGAGGCCACCACAGCCCAGCAAGGUUGAUACGCCCAUGCGGAAAAAAACGGGUGAGAAACAGGCAGGAUAAGAAAAUGCAAUAAACAAGCCAACAAACAUCCAAGUAGGGGUGGGGAGACUGCAGAGUAGAGAUAAACAAAGAUGAGAAACACCCAGUGGGGGGCUUGGAAUGCCAGACCCCAGAAAGUCUGCCUUAAUGUGGGCCGAAGGAAAACUGGUACGGACGCGGGAAGAUGGCUCAGCAGAACUGCAAAGCAGCCUGCAGAAAUGCGGCGAGGAACUGAGCAGACUGCCUGGGGUGGGCGAGGCAGACCCCAGAGGAGGCCAGGAGCUCUCUGCGUCCAGGACUCCUAAGGGGGGCAGCCUGCAUUGGUAAAAUGGCUCCUGGGACCAGCAGAAGCCAAGGGGUGUUUUAGCUAAACUUUUGACAGGCAUAAUGUACAAGCCUUGAAGCGUUGGGGGGUUUGGGGGAGGGGAUAAGCAGCAGGUAGAUGUACCCAAAACCUGCAGCUUGGGCAUUCAGCUUACACACAAGCUCUGCCUAAGAGCCAGUAUAGCAUGGACAAGCGGAGACUGAGGCAGGAAGCAUAGGGGACAAAAGAGAAACAAAAAGGCAAAAAUAAAGGAACUUAGAAGUCCUUGGAUGAGUGGCAAACUGCAGUGCAGUUGCAAGAAAAAAGGUAAUAGGCCUGAGAGGGCUUUUAUCUAAAGCCCUUCUUCCCAAAACCUCUGAGGCCUUUCCACAAUGAUCUUACUCCUCAAACAUCCAUGAUGAUGAUCAUGCUGACAUUUUUCGAGUGCUUGCUAUGUGCGAGACACUGUGCUAAGCUCUUCAACUGUUUAAUCAUCACAAGCACGCACUUAGAUAUUGCGAUCCUCCAGUUUUUAUAGAUAAGAAAACUGAGAUUCAGAGAGGUUGAGCAAGUUGCACAAGGACACACAGCUAAUAAGUAGCAGAACUGGCGCAGUGGCUUACACCUGUAAUCCCAGCACUUUGGGAGGCUGCAGCAGGUGGAUCACUUGAGGUCAGCAGUUCGAGACCAGCCUGGCCAACAUGGUGAAACUCCAUCUCUACUAAAAAUACAAAAAAUUAGCCAGGCGUGGUGGCAGGCACCUGUAAUCCCAGCUACAUGGGAGGCUGAGGCAGGAGAAUUGCUUGAACAUGGGAGGUGGACGUUGCAGUGAGCCGAGAUCAUGACACUGCACUCCAGCAUGGGUGACAAAAGCGAAACUCCAUCUCAAAAAAAUAAUAAUAAGUAGCAGAACUGGGCCUGGAAUCUAGGAUGGUCUGACUCAAAAGCCUGUGGCCUUAACCAUAUUAAUACACAGGGAAACUGAGGCAUGCAGCGAGGAGGUCACGUGCCUGAGUCAGCACAGCAGAGUCAGGCCCAGAGCCCAGAUUUCCUGGCCCUGCUCCCAGGAUUCUUUCAGAAGGCCAUGUUGUCCCUCUCCAUGUCAGUUCACUGUUCCCAGGCCCAAGAAGUAUGGGCCCUCCAAUGGGUUCCAUGAUGUCUAAUUGAAUUAAAUGAAAAAGAACAAAGUAGAUAUUUGUUACAAACUUAAAAAUCAGAAGAGAAGAAGUCUUUGAGGAACCAACUAACAAAAGUACAAAGAACUAGAAGUGAUAAGAACAUAAAAGAUUAGAAUUCAAAAUGUCCUUACAGGCCUGAGGAAUCAAUAGGUAGUCGCCCAAUUAAGUUCAGGAGGGGAACAUUCAGAUAAGAGAGAGAAAACACUGGAGACUACUUAGGAACCCGUGCAACUGGAGAUCGCUGUGCCGGCUAAUAAGUAAUUCAUUCAGAGGCCACCCACGGAGAAGCAAUGGUAAAGGCCAGAGUGGCGGCCACAGCUAGGGCCAGACCAACUGAACCCAAAUCCUUACUCUGCCACAUGCUGGCUUGCUGUGUACCUUGGUAAGUUUCUUAGCCUCUCUGUGCUUCACUUUCCCGAUCUGUAAAAUGGGGAUCACACCUCACUGGGUUUUCUAAGAAUUAAAGGACUUGAAACAUGUGAAGCACUUACAAUAGGGCCUAGCACACAGUAAAUACUCAAUAUAUGUUAGGAAUUACUGUUACUACUCCUACUACUUAUACUGAGAGAUGAAUUUUAAAAGAUAGCAUAUGCUGGGCAUGGUGGUGGGCACCUGUAGUCCAAGCUACUCAGGAGGCUGAGGUGGGAGGACUGCACGAGCCCAGGAGUUCAAGUCCAACCUGGGCAACAUAGUGAGACUGUCUUCUAACACAAAAAUUUUAUUUAUUUAUUUAUUUUUAGACGGAGUCUCACUCUGUCACCAGGCUGGAGUGCAAUGGUGCGAUCUUGGCUCACUGCAACCUCCACCUCCCAGGUUCAAGUGAUUCUCCUGCCUCAGCCCUCCCGAGUAGCCGGGAUUACAGGAGCGUGCCACCACGUCUGACUAAUUUUUUAUAUUUUUAGUAGAGACAGGGUUUUACCAUGUUGGCCAGGCAUGAGCCACUGCGCCCGGCCCAGAAAAUUUUUUUAACUAAAAAAAAUUGUUUAAAAAAAAUACUGUAAUGAGAGAAGAGCUGAAGUGUGGAAGAAAUGAAUGUUUUCAGAAAAAGAAGAGUGAUUAUGUGAAGCUGCAGGCUGGAAGCUGGAGUACACAGUAGAAUGUGAGGCUAUAAAGACAGGCUGGGGUUGGCUUGGGAAGGGUCUCAUGGGCCUUCUAGGGAGUCUGGGCUGUACUCAAGUUUGACAAAGGGCAUAGGAUAAGCAGGGCCAGACUGGAGGGAAGGGAGGCAGAAAGAACCCAUCAGGCUGUUGCAGCCCCAGUCUUAGUGAGGAUAGUGAGGCUACAGUCAGUAAUGGCCAGGAUGUUUAGGAAGUGAAUUGGUAAGGCUUGGUGACUGUCAGGGGCAAGUGGUUUGCAAACCUGAAAGGCAUAUCGCCCGCCAGAAGCUCACCUGGUUAGGAUUGUGGAGAAAAAGAAAAUUCAAGGGAACUAUUUAAUAGGCUCCUUGGGAGAAGAUGAGAGGGGUUAUUUGACCAUAAGAAGACAAGGCUAAGGGAUUAGUAACAUAGGAAGCCUUAUAAUAAAAGCGUUUCCCUCUGAAGUCAGACAAGGAAAUUAAAGCUAACUUGUAGCACGUAGGACUCCAGUUAGCCAGAAGGAAUCGCUAACCACAUGACAACUGUGUUAUAGGUAUUCAAGAAACACAGAAGAACUUUUUUUUUUUUUUUUUUUUGAGACGACAGCGUCUCACUCUGUCACCCAGGCUGGAGUGCAGUGGCACGAUCAUGGCUCACUAUAGCCUCUGCCUCCUGGGCUCAGGUGAUCCUCACAACUCAGCGCCCCCAAGUAGCUGGGACUGCAGGCAUGCACCACUAUGUCUGGCUUUUUGUGGAGACAGGGUUUCGCAUAUUGCAGGCUAGUCUCAAACUCCUGGGCUCAAGCAUUCUACCCGCCUUGGCCUCCCAGAGUGCUAGGAUUACAGGCAUGAGCCAUCGCGCCCAGAAGAGCUUAUUCUAAAAUUGAACUUCUUGCCCCUCUAAGUACUGUCAUGCCAUGGGUGGAGAAAUUUAGGAAAGUUCUGGAAAUCCCUCCCUAAAGAAUUUCAAAUGUGUAAGAACAUUUAAAAAGUGUUAAGGCAAUUUAAGUGAGUUCUGAGUAAUUGGUACACAAGAAGCUGUUAUUACUGCUCAUCUUGAUUCAAACAUUAAGCGAAGAGGCUUACAAGUAAACUCAGAACAGUGAGAUAAAUGAUAGGCCAAAAAUUCCAGGAACUGCUGAGUCAGGAGAGCGUUUUUCAAGACAUCUGGCCCCAAGAAAAUCUACUUAAAGCAUAAGGAGAACUGGCUGACAAUUUCUGAACCCCUGGUGAUUAUAUGUGAAAGCUUAGGGGAGGGCUUAAAGCAAGAAAAACAUGGGAAGAUGGGGGUGACCGUUGUCCUCCUGGACUGCAAGCUGCAUCUCAACAGAACUUGGGAUGCUGCUUGGACCCUAGAAAAGGCAGACUGUAUGAGAGGCAUAGCGUGCUUCAGGCCAAGACUGGAAUGCCAGAGCAGGGGAGAGAGACUCCAAACCUGGCCAGCCAGGUAGGAGGGCAACUGAGAAGCAGUGGAACGAGAGGCAUAGGAUUCAGGGCCCAAGUGCCCUUAAGGUCGGUGUGGGCUCUCCCUUCUCGGUAUAUCUGCAACUAAACAGGACUGGGGUUGUGCGUCCCUCUCCGGUGUGAUGAAAAGUGACUGGGGCUGCACAGCCACUCCUGAGGACCCGCCUGGAACAAGUCACUUCACUGUUGAGCCCCAUGCUGCUUCUCCUAAUGCUUAGUUCUCAGGACAGUACUGGAAUUAAAUGAUAAUGUAAGACCUA